AUGGACGUUCUCAAAAAUAAUUUCCACGAGCUUUUGCCAACUAUUACAGAAGCUAUUCAAGGGGCCGAUUUUAUAGCUAUAGAUACUGAAUUAACAGGACUUAGCGAACACAUUGAACGAAUUAAAAGUUUUGAUGAUCCUCGAUCAAGAUAUUUAAAGGUUCGAGCAGCAGCUACCAAGGCAAGUCAAAACGCGUCGUAUCCGAUACAUAUUAAAGAAGAAGAUACUUUUGUUGCUCGCCCCUAUAAUUUCUAUAUUUUUCCUGCUAAUUCUGAUAGAAGAGAUUUCAACGAUAUUUGUUUCAUGUGUAGUGGAUCAAGUUUACAUUUCUUGAUGAAAUGUGGUUUUGAUUUUAACAAGUUGAUUUCUCAAGGAUUACCAUAUUUGAAUCAUACGGAUGAAGUAAAGCUUUUACAGAAAAGGGCUGAUAUUGCACAAAGGCAGACAGAUAGUCCACCGGAUGAUGAAACUAAAGUGUUCGUGGAUAAAGCUAUUGCUUCAAUCGAAGCGUGGUUAGACACUAAUGAAAAACAGUUAAAAAUAUCAACCCCACAUAUUAGUCAGAAACGACUGAUAUUUCAGGAAAUCAGGGCAAGGUUCAGUGGACUCGUCUCUGCAGAGAGCAAGCCUAAAUGUAUAGUGCUUGGAAAGUUGUCAGAUGAACAAAAGGAUAAAUUUUCCCGAGACGAGGCAGUUGAAGCUUUAGCUUCUAGUAUAAAUUUUCGAGUUAUUAUUGAGCUCUUGAUACAAUCCAAAAAACCUCUGGUAGGUCAUAAUUGUCUCCUGGAUAUUUGUCAGGUUGUUCAUCAAUUUUGGCAAGAUUUGCCGGAAAAUUUGAAGGAGUGGAAAAAACUCGUGCACGAAUUAUUCAAUAUAGUUAUUGACACAAAGCAUUUGGCAGCAACACAUCGAAAGUUGCAGUCACUUUUACCAAGAAAUAGUGUCCAAGAUAUUUUAGAAGUUGUUCAAUAUGAACAAUUUGAGAAGUUAGCUCCGAAAGUUGUUCUGGACCCUAAAUUCACUCAAUAUACGUUGAAUGAUGUAAAUAAGAAUCACGAGGCCGGUUACGACGCGUAUAUUACUGGGUAUAACUUUAUCAGAAUGGCAGUAUUUAUUCUCCAUGAAAAAGGUACAAUAUAUGGAGAGAAGGUUGAUGUUUAUGCUAAUGUAUUGGGUGAUUGUCCGGAAAACGGACUGCCAAAUGAAGAUAUGGAAACACCUCCAGAUGAAAUAGAAAAAGAUGAAAUGAAUUUAUUUCAGUAUAUGAUGUCAACAGACAAAUUGACGCGUUUUUAUAAUAAAUUACAUCUAUUGAGAUCAGAUUUCAAAUAUAUAAAUUUGGAUGGUGAUGACGGAUUUCCUCCAACAAGAACGAAUGGAUUCUUGUUAUCAAAAAUUCCAGUAUCUUGCUCUAAAGCGACAAUGAAUGUCAUUUUUGAAGAAUAUGGAGAAAUAUUUUUUCAAUGGAUUGAUGAUACUCAUUGUUGGCUUACUGUUAAAAGUGAUAAGAAAGUAAAUAAAGUUCCAACUGGAGUUUUGGGUCAGUCAAAAAUGUUUUCAGAGUUUCUAGAAGGUGGUAAAAAAUAUGAUUUGGCACAAGAAAAAGGAAUUACAAAGGAAAUGGGUAAAAUUUAUAUUCAAUCAUUCGGUGAUUGGAUACAAGGAAUAUUAAACGCAGAAGAAGAAGAGGAAAAUGGAAUUGAACCUCAAGAUACUGAUAACAUAUCAGUCGAUGGAAUAAAGGAUGAAACUUAUGAUAAUCCUAUUGAAGAGAUAGAAUUUGAAUAUAAAGAACCUUUCUCGAUCCCUCGAGAUGAAGUAUCAACCUGGGGAUGUUUAAAUGAUGACUGGAAUGAAAAUGAUAAUGCAAUAGAUACCUCGAGUGGAUGGGGUCAACCUCCUACAUAUUUCUCAGAUACAAUAAAUACCAGUACUAAACGUACGCUGUCGUCACAUAUAACCGAUGAAGAUAGUUGUAAUGGAAAUAAAAUUAACGAAAAUGAUAUAUGUGGUGAUUUUAAGAGAACAAAAAUUGGGUAG
Cetraspora pellucida is the source of this 2040-nucleotide messenger RNA. The record is from the annotation of a GenBank genome assembly. NCBI's taxonomy places the organism in Eukaryota, Fungi, Glomeromycota, Glomeromycetes, Diversisporales, Gigasporaceae.